CAGUUCACUAAAAACGAAACUAAUCUUUACUUCCUGCUUAGUCAGGGUGUGAGAGUUUACUAGAUUUUGUCAAUUUCUUUCUGCUCAAUCAUUUCUACUUUUUAGGUGUGUUUAGGUGUGAAAUGGCAAAAGCUGUGGUUCAGGAUCAGUUCAGCUGUUCAAUCUGUCUGGAUCUACUGAAGGAUCCAGUGACCAUUCCCUGUGGACACAGUUACUGUAAGAGCUGUAUUACAGACUACUGGGAUCAAAAGAGAGACUACAACUGCCCUCAAUGCAGACAGACCUUCACUACAAGACCUGUUUUAGGUAAAAACACCAUGCAGGCGGAAGUGGUGGAGAAACUGAAGAAGACUAAACGACAAGCUGCUCAUCCUGAUCACUGUUAUGCUGAACCUGGAGAUGUGAAGUGUGACGUCUGUACUCAGAGAAAACACAAAGCUGUCAAGUCCUGUCUGGUGUGUCUGAACUCUUACUGUCAAAAUCAUCUUGAACAACAUGAGAAAUUCUUCAGAGGCAAGAAGCACGACCUGAUAGAUGCCACUGAACGACUUCAGGAGAUGAUCUGCCCUCAACAUGAUAAAGCCCUUGAGAUUUACUGUCGUACAGAUGAGCUCUGUAUAUGUUAUCUGUGUAUGGUGGAUGAACACAAUGACCAUAAGACUGUAUCAGCUGCAGCAGAGAGGACUGAGAAACAGAAACAACUAAAGGAGACACAGAGAAAAUACCAGCAGAGAAUCCAGGAAAGUCAGAAGAAGCUUCAGGAGCUGAGAGAUGCUGUGGAGACUCAUAAGCGCUCUGCACAGACAGCAGUGGACGACACUGAGAGGAUCUUCACUGAAUUAAUCGAAUCUAUUGAGAGAAGACAAUCUGAGUUGACACAGUGGAUCAGAGAUCAAGAAAAGACUGCAGUGAGUGAAGCUGAAAGACUCUUGAAGCGACUGAAGCAGGAGAUUGAUAAUCUGAGGAGGAGAGAUGAUGAGCUGGAACAGAUUUUACAAACAGAUGAUCACAUCCAUUUUCUCCAGAGUUUCCAGUCUCUCUCUGUUCCUCCUGGAUCUACAAACUCACUCAGCAUCACUGUCAGUCCUCUUUCCUCAUAUGAUGUACAAAAAAUGAAAGAGAAACUGAAGCAUGUGUGCAGUGAGAUAGAAAAGAUAUUUGAUAGAGUUACUCCUGAACCCAACACCAGGGAACAGUUCCUACAAUAUUAUCUCGGGUUUACUCUGGAUCCAAACACAGCACAUAAAUAUCUUCAUCUAUCCAAUGGGAACAGAGUGAUAACUGACACUAACAGAGUCCAGCCGUAUCCUGAUCAUCCAGACAGAUUUGAUUUUUAUCAUCAGGUGUUGUGUAGUGAGAGUGUGAAUGGACGCUGUUACUGGGAGGUUGAGUGGAGUGAUGAGGUGGAUAUAUCAGUGUCAUAUAAGAGCAUCAACAGGAAGGGAGACAGUGAUGAUUGUAGAUUUGGAUGUAAUGAUCAGUCCUGGUGUUUGUGGUGCUCUGAGUCCAGUUGUUCAUUUUGGCACAAUAACAUUGAUACUGAACUUCCUAUAGUUUCCAGAUCUUCUAGAAUAGGAGUGUAUGUGGAUCACAGUGCAGGAUCUCUGUCCUUCUACAGCGUCUCUGACACAAUGACCCUCAUCCACAAAGUCAACACCACAUUCACUAAACCUCUCUAUCCUGGGUUUGAAAUUAAUAAAGGAUCAACGGUAAAACUGUAUGAUAUAGCAUAAUGUAUUAUACAGAGAUUCUACAAAUUAUUAUAUCAGAGUGGUGUUAUAAUAAUACUCUCUCAUGAAUUGACUGCAUCACUUUACCAUCUUUACAUCAAUAGCUGUGUAGUGUACAAUUUUGGAGUUAAGAGAAAAUUGAAUUCUUCCUUUUAGAUAAAUGUAUUAUUGAUUGUGGUGUAUGAGUAAAAUGCAUGUAAAUCAUUGAAACACAGAUCACUAAUAUUUAUAUUUAAUAAUAAUGUUCAUAAUGUCACUUCAUUGUGUUGUUUUUUGUUUAAUCAAGUGUGAUAAAUUUAACAUUUACCGCUUUGAUUUCUUCAACUCAAAUUCUCUCAACUUAAAUCUUCCCCCAAGCCUUCAGGCUCACAUCAUUGGGUAUCUGCUGAAUAUAUAUGAUCCUAUGUAUAUGUUGUUCUGAGAUUGCAAUUUUAUAUUCAUGUGUGGUAUCAUUUUAAUGGUCAUGGUGCGAUUGAUAAAAAUGUCUAAUUUCUGUUAUUCUAAGAUAAAGUGUACCAAAGUUAAGAACUUAGAACAUAAUCUGCACUCCUGCUAGAGGUGUGUCAUCCUAAGGAGAUUUAGUUUACAGAUGCUUAACAAUCCCAUUUGGUGCAUCUGGUCGCGAGAACUGACCAACCAAAUCCUGAUUUGGGACUUUUAUGAUCCUUUGUCCCAUCUGUGUAUAUAGCCUGGUCCAAUCAGACUCUCGUACAU
This is a messenger RNA of Misgurnus anguillicaudatus (oriental weatherfish), 2444 nucleotides long. RefSeq names its product E3 ubiquitin/ISG15 ligase TRIM25. Lineage: Eukaryota; Metazoa; Chordata; Actinopteri; Cypriniformes; Cobitidae. Gene Ontology annotation, molecular function: protein binding; zinc ion binding. The record is from RefSeq and is a predicted model, not a curated record.